Molecule: messenger RNA, 1454 nt
Organism: Mustela erminea (ermine)
Lineage: Eukaryota; Metazoa; Chordata; Mammalia; Carnivora; Mustelidae
Gene: SNX4
Product: sorting nexin 4
Exons: 14
Coding region: 44-1396 (450 amino acids)
Biological process (GO): protein transport
Molecular function (GO): phosphatidylinositol binding
Source: RefSeq, a predicted model, not a curated record
CCACGGCGCAAGCGCAUUGGAGCCGCCGAGCCAAACUGCAGCCAUGGAGCAGGCACCUCGGGAUCCCGAGCGGCAAUUGCAGCCAGCGCCCCUAGAGCCGCUGGGCCACCCCGAUGCGGGGCUUCAGUCUGCGGUCGGUGAGGAAGCAGAGGGGGCCCGAGACGAGAGCCCCGGGGAGGGCACGAUGACUGAAAAUAAUUUUUGGUUGAAGAAGAUAGAAAUUAGUGUUUCAGAAGCAGAAAAGCGAACUGGAAGAAAUGCCAUGAACAUGCAAGAAACAUAUACUGCUUACCUCAUUGAAACAAGGUCAGUUGAACAUACUGAUGGUCAAAGUGUCCUAACAGACUCACUGUGGAGGCGGUAUAGUGAAUUUGAAUUGUUGAGAAACUACCUUUUAGUUUACUAUCCCCAUAUUGUUGUGCCACCUCUACCAGAAAAAAGGGCAGAAUUCGUUUGGCAUAAACUCUCCGCUGACAACAUGGACCCUGAUUUUGUGGAAAGACGACGGAUUGGCUUGGAAAACUUUCUCUUGAGAGUUGCCUCGCAUCCCAUCCUUUGUAGAGACAAAAUCUUCUAUUUGUUUUUAACACAGGAAGGUAACUGGAAGGAGACCGUGAAUGAAACUGGGUUUCAACUGAAGGCAGACUCCAGGUUAAAAGCGCUUAAUGCAACAUUCAGAGUGAAAAACCCAGACAAGAGAUUUACAGAACUAAAACACUACAGUGAUGAACUACAGUCUGUCAUCUCACAUCUUCUUCGAGUUAGAGCUAGAGUAGCAGAUCGACUGUAUGGUGUAUAUAAAGUACAUGGGAAUUAUGGGCGAGUUUUCAGUGAGUGGAGUGCCAUAGAGAAAGAAAUGGGGGAUGGACUGCAGAGUGCUGGUCACCAUAUGGAUGUGUAUGCAUCUUCUAUUGAUGAUAUUUUAGAAGAUGAAGAACAUUAUGCAGAUCAGUUAAAGGAGUAUCUGUUUUAUGCAGAAGCAUUGCGGGCUGUAUGCAGGAAACAUGAACUUAUGCAGUAUGACUUGGAGAUGGCUGCUCAGGACCUAGCAUCCAAAAAGCAGCAAUGUGAGGAACUGGCAACUGGGACCGUGAGAACGUUUUCUUUGAAGGGAAUGACUACCAAGCUCUUUGGUCAAGAAACUCCAGAGCAGAGAGAAGCCAGAAUAAAGGUGCUAGAAGAACAAAUAAAUGAAGGAGAACAACAGUUAAAGUCUAAAAAUCUGGAAGGCAGAGAAUUUGUGAAAAAUGCUUGGGCUGAUAUUGAACGCUUCAAAGAACAAAAGAACCAUGAUUUAAAGGAGGCCCUCAUAAGCUAUGCAGUCAUGCAGAUCAGUAUGUGCAAAAAGGGAAUUCAAGUUUGGACCAAUGCUAAGGAAUGCUUUAGCAAGAUGUAAUCUUGUGAAAUGAAUUUCUCUUCAAUCAAAGUGCCCCAGAACAGAAGCACAAGUAAAU